This is a messenger RNA of Fukomys damarensis (Damara mole-rat), 960 nucleotides long. Its product is annotated as olfactory receptor 5B2. The transcript has 2 exons. Lineage: Eukaryota; Metazoa; Chordata; Mammalia; Rodentia; Bathyergidae. Gene Ontology annotation, molecular function: olfactory receptor activity; G protein-coupled receptor activity; odorant binding. Gene Ontology annotation, biological process: sensory perception of smell; G protein-coupled receptor signaling pathway. The record is from RefSeq and is a predicted model, not a curated record. Gene Ontology annotation, cellular component: membrane. The coding region runs from base 1 to 960 and encodes 319 amino acids.
AUGGAGAACAGGACAGAGGUGACCGAGUUCCUCUUGCUGGGACUCACCGAUGACCCACACCUGCGGCUUCCCCUCUUCAUCACCUUCCUCCUCAUCUACACCCUCACCAUGGCUGGGAACCUGGGGAUGCUCCUGCUGAUCCUCCUGGACCCUCGUCUGCACACCCCCAUGGAACAAGGUCAUUUCCUACAAUGCCUGUGCUGCCUCAUCUACACCCUCACCAUGGCUGGGAACCUGGGGAUGCUCCUGCUGAUCCUCCUGGACCCUCGUCUGCACACCCCCAUGUACUGUUUCCUGGGUAACUUGUCCCUGGUAGAUUUCUGUUACUCCUCAGUUGUGACUCCCUCAGUCAUGGCUGGGCUUCUUACAGGGAACAAGGUCAUUUCCUACAAUGCCUGUGCUGCUCAGAUGUUCCUCUUUACAACCCUCUCAACUGGUCUCGUCAUGGGCUGCUAUGUCCUUGGUUUCCUGAAUGCCUGCAUCCACACUGGGGAAGCCUUCAGUCAGUCCUUUUGCAGCUCCAACAUGAUCCACCAUUUUUUCUGUGAUGUUCCACCAGUCAUGGCUCUGUCCUGCUCUGACAAACAGGUUACUGAGCUGGUCCUUGUUUAUGAUGUGAGUUUCCAUAUUUUGUUUGCAAUCCUGGUUAUUACAACGUCCUACGUCUUCAUUUUUGGCACCAUCCUAAGGAUGCGCUCCCCUGCAGGACAUCUCAAGGCUCUGUCCACCUGUGCCUCCCACUUCACUGCCGUCUCCAUCUUCUAUGGGACCACAAUGUUCAUGUACCUGCAGCCCAGCUCCAGUCACUCCAUGGACACUGCCAAAAUCGCCUCUGUGUUCUAUACCAUGGUGAUCCCCAUGCUGAAUCCUAUGGUCUACAGCCUGAGGAACAAGGAGGUCAAGAGUGCAUUCUUAAAAGUCAAGCAUGCACUGAUUUAUGGGAGGCCUAGUAGGGUGUAG